Messenger RNA from Melampsora larici-populina 98AG31, 171 nucleotides. RefSeq lists its product as uncharacterized. The record is from RefSeq and is a predicted model, not a curated record. Bases 1 to 171 code for a protein of 56 amino acids. NCBI's taxonomy places the organism in Eukaryota, Fungi, Basidiomycota, Pucciniomycetes, Pucciniales, Melampsoraceae. The transcript has 2 exons.
AUGGCAGGUUACAGGACUCAACAAUGGAGGUUAUUGAAGAAUGAAAUGAAUGAAUUAUGGGGUGCGGAUACUCAACCUUUGUAUACAGAUGAGGACUUGUAUAAAUUAUGUGAUGAUUUGGCUAAAGCUGGAGACCAUGUUAAUUCAUUUGGAGACUUCAGGUCAGAUUGA